Messenger RNA from Aplysia californica (California sea hare), 994 nucleotides. RefSeq names its product ganglioside GM2 activator. The record is from RefSeq and is a predicted model, not a curated record. Gene Ontology annotation, molecular function: enzyme activator activity; lipid carrier activity. The transcript is spliced from 4 exons. Gene Ontology annotation, cellular component: cytoplasmic side of plasma membrane. Gene Ontology annotation, biological process: ganglioside catabolic process; lipid transport. The coding region runs from base 282 to 878 and encodes 198 amino acids. NCBI's taxonomy places the organism in Eukaryota, Metazoa, Mollusca, Gastropoda, Aplysiida, Aplysiidae.
UAGCCAUAGAAUAACCAAAAGGCCCCUGUAGAAAAAAUAAAGUGGGCCUUUCCUUUACUUCGCGUCAGAAACUUAGUAGCAGUCAGAAUUGCUGAAACAUUUCAGCCGUUUGGUCCUUUUGAUAAGAAAGAUAUUCCUAGAUUUGAUUGGCUUGUUGGUAGUCCUUGAAACGAGGUGUCGCAAUCUCAUCUUACACAACUGCCUCACUUGUGGUCUCGGAUCUGUUGGUGGCUGCAGUCUUACACGGUGUGCACUCUGAAGUUCUAAAGAAGAAGAUAAACAUGAAGUUUGCAGGCUGUACAAUUCUCCUUUCCGUCUUCAUUUCUCUGUGUACAGGGAAACAAUCCUUCAUUAUUCGAGAUUGCGAGAAUCCCGACAAUGCAGCAGUGAGUCUUAAGAGUGGCAGUGUAAAACCUUACCCCGUCGCCAUCCCGGGCAUUGUGACUGUGACGGGCAGUGGCUCUGUGAAUCGCAACCUCACAGGGGGUGGCCUCGACCUCCAAGUCCACAUCGAAAGAUACGUCGGAUUUCUAUGGGUCACAGUUCCCUGUAUCAGCGAUGUUGGCAGCUGUCAUUACGACCUCUGCAAUAAGCUUUCCGAGGCUUUCAGCGCUAAAGGGUGUCCAGCCGAGCUAAAGGCCAACAACGUACCCUGCACAUGCGAUACCCUCAAGCCUGGCACGUACUCCUUGAACGCUCAAAAGUUCACGAUCCCAGAACUGAGCGGGCUUUACUCCUGGCUGGCAUCGGGUGACUACAAAGUCGACUUGAAGCUAACUGAUCGUGCAACGAAAAAACAAGUUGGAUGUGUGCAUCUGGAAGGGACAAUAGUGGAUGGAAACGCAUGUGAAGGCUUUUUGUGCAGUAUCUUUGGUUAGUCGGAUACAGUGAAAAGACAUUGGUACCGAACGAACAUGUAAUUAAAGUAUUGGCGAUCUUAUUAUGAACAUUAUUGUUUUAUUAAACGAAAGGGUUGUCUCCUAUGCCACAUGAA